Botrytis cinerea B05.10 is the source of this 1136-nucleotide messenger RNA. RefSeq lists its product as hypothetical. Gene Ontology annotation, biological process: mycotoxin biosynthetic process. The transcript has 6 exons. Lineage: Eukaryota; Fungi; Ascomycota; Leotiomycetes; Helotiales; Sclerotiniaceae. The coding region runs from base 103 to 936 and encodes 277 amino acids. The record is from RefSeq and is a predicted model, not a curated record.
GGCGCCAUUGUUCAUGCCAAAUGUAAACUGUCGAGUGUCGCAUCGAUAUAUCGAAGCAUGUGUAUUUGUGCAGGGCUCCGGAUAUUAUGUGGUAAAGAUGCGAUGAAGAAUCUUUUGUGUGCAGUUGAUAUGUGUACGAAGAGACUUUGUAUAACCGAUACUAGGGGAUUGCUUUCUGAGGGGAAAAGCCAUGGUGAUGAGGGCAAAAACUGUCCUCAUUGCGGAAAUUUAUCUCCCAAGUCAAUACCUUCAGGGAGAUUGCGAUCAAGGACCGGGUUGAUUAUGAUUUACGGCAUUGUUGCAGCAUUCACUCUCAUUGGCAUGGCUACAUUACUUUUCUCCAGUCGGAGUAACUUCCUCCAGCUGCCAGAAAUGAAAUCAAGUCAUCGGCCAUCAUUGUGGACUCCCUUUGCAGAUGGGAUUCAGUACGAAAUCGAAACGGCUCCAUCUGAUCUUUGGGCGAACAACAUUUACAUGGGAGAGCCAUGCGAUGAAUCAGAACGGGCGUGGAAUAAUCUUAUACAUCCAAAUCGAGGACAUGGCGUUAGACUUUACCGCGAGGAAGCUGCAAAGCUAGACAUCAACAAGAGCAUACUUUUACAGGACAACAACUUUGCUGUGAUUCUUACCGUUCAUCAUAAUCUUCACUGUCUGAGACGACUCCGACAGUCCAUCUUUCCAGAACAUUACUAUGCCAAUUGGACAGACGAAGAUCGAGAAGAUGAUAGACAUCACCAAUUACACUGUCUUGAAUCUCUUCGUUCAUCCAUGAUCUGCCAACCAGAUCUAGCACCUCUCCCCUACUACUGGUCUGGUAAUGUCAGACACGAUAUGAACGCAAGUCCGCAAUCCAAACGUGAGUGUGUCAAUUGGGAUGUAUUUUCUGAAUAUUUGAAGGGGAGAAGCUACAAAAGGUCUGAAAUGAUUCAUGAUUAAUUCUGGGGAGUGUGUUUACUUUCGGUUGGGCUCAUAUAUGCGAGUUGAUCAAUUAGUGUUUUUAGUAUUGAUAGCCAUAAUGUCUGUUCCUUGCAUCUACUUGACUGCCAUAAUUUAUCUUCUUAGUGCCAUUUAAGAAUUGGAAAUUUAAUUGGAAAGGGCCGGUCUCCAUUGACAAAUCGGAAUCCCUCGGUAAGACA